This is a messenger RNA of Electrophorus electricus (electric eel), 6856 nucleotides long. RefSeq names its product mitogen-activated protein kinase kinase kinase 13 (gene map3k13). Gene Ontology annotation, cellular component: cytoplasm. The record is from RefSeq and is a predicted model, not a curated record. Gene Ontology annotation, biological process: protein autophosphorylation; JNK cascade. Gene Ontology annotation, molecular function: ATP binding; MAP kinase kinase kinase activity. NCBI's taxonomy places the organism in Eukaryota, Metazoa, Chordata, Actinopteri, Gymnotiformes, Gymnotidae.
CAGACGACGAGAGGAUCAGAAAUUAUACGGGCUUCUCCACCAUGGACUCAGACUGCCCCCGUUACCUGCUCACCACUGGCUGAUCCCCAUGAGCACCAGGCUGUGAAGUGGCGAAGAGGACACGGAGCGGGACCCGUGUCUAAGCCUUCUCCAGAAGCAACCGUGGGGACAUGACUGCCGCUCCCUCUGCGGGUGUUCUGAUCUUAAGUGUCCAUUAGAGAAGUCCCUCUGCCUUACCUCUGUCUUGGAGGGCAGCUGCUCAUGCACACGUACGGCACCAUGGGUAGCUCCCCAGAGGUGCUCUCCUGGACUUCCUGCCCCAGUCUUCUGGUGGGCAAGCUCAAAGAGGAGCUCAAGCUCACCGUGGUUGGGGAUGCCCUGAAGAAGACCAACCCCAACCCCUCCCCUUCCCCCCAAGCUCCGCCUCCUCCACCUCCCCCCCAGAUCAUCACUGACCUGGCCCCGCCCGCCGACCUCCCCAUAGUCCCUCAGCAGCUGCAGGUGUUGAGCCAUGCGGGUGGCGAUGACGACUUGGUGCUGAGCGGCAUGAGCCCACCCUGCACAGCCCUGAGUGAGGACUCCACCCGGGAGCAGGGCCACUUUGACAACAGUGUGUUGCAGCUCCAGGAGCACGAGGAGCCGAAGUCACCCGGCCCCUGCAACCAGGACGGGGGCAGCAGUGGUGGCAAGGAGGCCAACGAGGAUGGGGGUUGCCCCAUGGACCACGCUGACGAGACAACCACCCAUCCCCAGCACCAGGACGACAUCAAGCUGCAGUUCCAGAGAGCUGGCACGGGUGGAGGCGGAUUCCUGGAAGGCUUGUUUGGCUGCUUGAGGCCCGUGUGGAAUAUUAUAGGGAAGACCUACUCGACGGAGUACAAGCUCCAACAGCAAGACAUGUGGGAGGUUCCAUUUGAGGAGAUCUCGGAAUUGCAGUGGUUGGGAAGUGGAGCCCAGGGUGCCGUAUUCCUGGGAAAGUUCCGCUCUGAAGAAGUGGCCAUCAAGAAGGUCCGGGAACAGAAAGAGACAGACAUCAAACACCUUCGCAAGCUGAAGCAUCCAAAUAUCAUCGGCUUUAAGGGCGUGUGUACACAGGCUCCAUGUUACUGUAUAAUAAUGGAGUACUGUGCUCAGGGACAGCUGUACGAGGUUCUGCGGGCAGGACGGAAGGUCACACCGCGCCUCCUGGUUGACUGGGCCUCAGGCAUUGCCAGUGGCAUGAACUAUCUGCACCUUCACAAGAUCAUUCACAGAGACCUCAAAUCUCCGAAUGUGCUAGUCACUCAUAAUGAUGUUGUGAAGAUAUCCGACUUUGGGACCUCAAAAGAGCUAAGUGACAAGAGCACCAAGAUGUCAUUUGCUGGGACGGUGGCCUGGAUGGCUCCGGAGGUGAUCCGCAACGAGCCCGUGUCCGAGAAAGUAGACAUCUGGUCGUUCGGAGUGGUGUUAUGGGAGCUGCUGACGGGGGAGAUCCCCUAUAAGGAUGUGGACUCCUCCGCUAUUAUCUGGGGUGUGGGCAGUAACAGCCUGCACCUCCCUGUUCCCUCCACCUGUCCUGACGGCUUCAAGAUCCUCAUGAAGCAGGCAUGGCAAGGGAAACCCAGGAACAGGCCAUCCUUCCGCCAGAUCCUGCUGCACCUGGACAUCGCCUCCGCAGAUGUGCUGGGAGCUCCACAGGAGACUUACUUCAAAUCUCAGGCGGAGUGGAGAGAGGAAGUAAAGAAGCAUUUUGAGAAAAUUAAGAGUGAAGGCACAUGUAUACAUCGACUAGAUGAAGAACUCAUACGGCGUAGGAGAGAUGAACUCAGACAUGCACUAGACAUUCGUGAGCACUAUGAGAGAAAGCUGGAGAGAGCCAAUAACCUCUACAUGGAGCUGAGUGCGAUCAUGCUGCAGCUGGAAGUGCGAGAGAAGGAACUCAUGAAAAGGGAGCAGGCUGUGGAGAAGAAAUACCCCAGCACCUACAAACGCCACCUGGUGCGUCCCAUCGUCAGGCCCCAUGCUGUGGAGAAGCUCAUCAAGAAGAAAGGCAGCAUGAACCACAAACCCAGUGCACAGACUCCUAAAAGGCCUGACCUGCUGCGCUCCGAUGGGAUUCCCAGUGUGGAGGCACUCCCUGCCUCAUCUCCUCUCUCCAGCAGCCCCAAGGUCUCCACUCCUCCAGGGAAGGCCCGCUAUCGCAGCAAGCCCCGCCACCGGCGGGCCAACAGCAAGGGCAGCCACAGUGACUUCCCUGCAGUGCUGAAACCUGCCACUGGAACAGCGGAAGAGCAGCAGCCCCUUCAGCCCCAGCACCAUCACUACCACCACCAUCACCACCACCAUCAUCCACCUCUGCCUGAGGGCCCUCCCCUGCCCCUGCAGAGCCGGGAGAUGGCCGUGGCCACCUGCGCCAGCAACCUGCGCUAUUUCGGCCCUUCUGCUGCCCUGCGCAGCCCGCAGACAGACCACCUGCAGCGGCACGUGGCAGGCUCCAGCCCCGACCUCAUCUCUACGGCUGUGGGCGCCAACCUGCGCCAGCACGUCCCCUCCACUGGACCAGGUGCCGGCCUGCUCUGCCCCUGCUGCCAGGCUCACCCAUUCCCCGGCUGCCUCCGGUGCCAAGAGACAGCACCUGAGCCCGGCCACCAGGAGUUGCCCCACUACUCUCUGCCCAGCGCACGAGAGAGCUCAACAGCCAUGGCACCAUGCCCCAGAGAGCUGGCCUCAGAUGGGGAGGCCCAAGUGAAGGAGAAGCAAUUGGAGGGGGGCUCACCACGGAGCAGCCUCCCCAGUGGACUUCCACGCACCCUCAGACCUCUCAGUAAGGUUGGGGAUGACUCAUCAGAAGAAGAGGAGGGAGAGGUUGACAGUGAAGUGGAGUUUCCACGGAGACAGAGGCCACACCGGUGCAUGAGCAGCUUCCAGUCGUACUCCACAUUCAGCUCGGAGAACCUGUCCGUGUCGGACGGCGAGGAGGGCAACACAAGUGAGCACUCACACAGCGGCCCGCUGGACGUGCUCAGCGCCAGCCAAGAGGAACACCUGGACGAGCUGCUCUCACACACGCCUGACAUCCCCAUCGACAUCUCCACGCAGUCCGACGGCCUGUCAGACAAGGAGUGCGCUGUGCGCCGGGUCAAGACCCAGAUCUCCCUGGGCAAGCUGUGUGCCGACGAGCACAGCUACGAGAAUCCACGGCACUUUGGGGAUUCGGACUGUGACUCCUCAGAGGCAGAGUGUUCGGAUGCCACCAUCAGGAACAAGCAGCCCUGCGCUCCCUCUUCCUGGUGAGCUCCUCCCAUAACCCCACCUCUGGGAGGAAACCACCGCAAUAACUGGAGCCUGCUGUCAUCAACAUCCCAUAUUCCAUUCUAUGCCCGCCCUCUGGAUGCAAGCUCCUCAUUCGAGUAACCUCAGGCACCUCUGGACUGACAAUGUAGCUAGUUCAUAAUUUAUUUUUCUGCAUUUGGGGAACAAAAAAAUAAUAAUUAAUCAGGAACAGUAGAUUUUAGCCAAGAGAAAAAGGACAAAAUUCAGCAGGGUAAAAGCUCUGUGCAGUGUAUCAGGUUGGAAUGUUCCAGAAUUAAAGGAAAGAUCUUAUUACCAGGGGCACGGAAAUACAAGGAGCAUUGGGAAUUGGGAAAUGUUUGCAUACGUGUGUGCGGGCUUGUGUGUCUAUGCCCUGAUAACAUCAGAUCUCUAUAGCGAGUAUCAUUCCUUGAUGGGACCGGUUGGUUACCCUAUAAAAAACAAAGGACCCUCUAGUUGAGUUCAAGCAGCCAGCUCUGUCCUUCUGGCAAAGAUUAGCUAGCUGAUACCUGACAAAUUUUGAGUUUACAGAAAUGACGCCCUGCCCUCUGUUGGGAUAGCAGGGUAACUACAGUUUGAGCACCAGCAUGAAUCUCCCACUCCCUUUCGUCUUUGAAUCUGUUUCAUCUCCGACACCACGGACCCCCGCGGAGCCGUCCCAGCAUGCUCGCUUGGCAUGCCAUCGGAAAGGGCAGUCCAAGCUCUGCUGCAGUGUUGUCCGCGGGGCCAUGUCCAGAAGCUCUGAAGAAGAACACGCGUUUAAAACGGCAGCAGGCGACCUCCACUGAUGCGCAGUGGAACUGGAGUGGGGAAAAAAAGCUCAAGAGAAACCCGACAUUUUAUAAGUGUCGAAAUUGGAGCAAACCAUUUCCAGCUUCCCUUUCACCUCAGGACUGUGCUCUGAAAAGGGUUAGCUAACAGACUGGAGGAGUAUCCCAACGCUUUGCUUUUGACCGGUGACGACCGUACUGGGCGCCACAGGAAAAGCCCUGUACUUAGGCUUAACGAACAUCUCCCCUCUCCUCUCAUUUUUAUCGGUAGAUAAAGUCAUGUAGUUGAUGUGAAGAUGCAGCAGCCCCCUAAAUCCUCCCUCAGGACUCACUGCGUUGUGUGUCUACGGUUUUGUCCGGUUCCGUUUGUGUUCGCGUGUGAAGUGAAACCGCAUGUGUUCGUGGCCGAGGAGAAUGAAGCCCCGGCAUACCGGAUGCACUUUGCUGUUUCUUGAAAGGUUACGACUGAAUCAGCAAUAAUGCAGAUUCCCGCUCAGGCUUUCAGGAGAUUCCCGCUUAGCAGGACUGUCUAGCUGGCUGGACAGAUGCGCGGGCGAGUCGUAGUGAAACAAGAUAGUUAUCGUAAAGCCACUUUUUAAAAGGCCUCUAUUUUUGAAACUUUGAGUUGAGCUGAAUCUUUAGUUUUAUUUUAUUUUUUAAGGAAAAGGCAUUUGAUAGUUUGAUGCUCAGGUUUUGUUAAAUGCACAGUGCAAUUCUUCUCUUCAGUGUGAUAGCAACCAGUCUCCGCUAGAGGGAGGCAAAUCGGUCUGUUGUGUUUCUGUGAUAGAACUGGCCACAUUCCUUUUUAUACAAGAAUAUACCGAGCAAGUAACCUUUAUUAGGCUUGUUAGGUGCUGUAGUCAUUUAGACUUCCUCCUAAAACCCAUCUAUUUUACACUUCUAUUUAAGGGAUGCUGCAUCUUUUACCGUUACUACUAUAUUGUGUUCAUUUUAGCUUUGUGUGUUUUUGGGGUGUGUCUGUCUUUGUGUAAUUGUGUAGACAGGAUGGGCUUUAAGCAGAAGAAGUCAUGUUUGACUUUUUAUUCAUAAGAGAUGGCAAAUUAGAGAAACUGUGAAGGACAUUAUUUGUUUCCAGUCUUUCUUUGGAAGAAAACGGGGGGUCAUAUGUUAGUCUUCUCACUGAAGCUCUGCUGUUGGAAGCAGUCGCUGCACAGACACAAUAGCAGCAAAAGAACAAAGUGGAACUAAGGCUUAAACUCUGGACUUUUCAAAACUUCUCCUAUUUAUUCUGUUUGAGAACAGCCAGCCAUUACUAUUUUAUGUUUGUAUUCUCUGACCAGCAUGGUUUGAAGUGGAUCAAAAUGAUCCUCUGGUGUGAAUGAAUUGGACCUUGGAUGCCGUUUGUAGUAUGUAACUAGUGAGCCAGGACAAGUUAUGGAGACACACCAACCUCAUUUUUCUUGUUUACGUGUUUAAAAGUCUUCUGUGUUUUUAAUCAACAGAAAUCAACCGAGAUGUUGUGAGUGAAUUACAAUGUCUUUUCAGCUGCAAAACCAUAACAGUUCCUGUAAAGUAUGAUUAUUUGUUGUGUUAAUUUAAAGUUAUUUAAUUGAAUUUUCCUACCUUUUGUAGCUGGUCUACAUAAUCAUUUAAUUAAUUUAUUUUGGAUUACUAGCAAGCUUAGAAACAAAAUGUUAGUUUUCCUAAUCAUUUGGAAUUUUUUGUUUUCAUAUCAUUACUAACUUGUGAAGUAUAUGUUUAGGGAGAGUAGUCAGUCUUCAGGGAAUACUCCGAGCGUAUUCCAUGUGAAUGACUGACUGACUUUGAUAGAACUAGAUGUGGAAAGAGCCAGACAUAUACAUUAUAAGAUAUAAUUAUGUAUCAGUCUCCAUCACUGGCUAAAUUGCAUGAUCCUGUGUAUUGGAUCUGACGGUUGUUUAAACUGAUAUUCUUCUCCACCUAAGAAAAAACUUUGCAUACUGGUCUUGGUAAUGGAGAUUACAGCAUUACUACCUGGCUACUUGGACCAGGACUAAAUUGUGAGUUCAAGCAUUGUUAUCCCGCUGUCAUCUUACAACCUGAAGUCUCUUCCAGCACCCAGCAGACUCCUGCUGCCAGUCAUUAGCAGAACAAGCUUAAUUAGUAGAUGAGAGUUCUAUUAACAUUAUUAAUUUUUGGAUAACAGGUAACUGCUUGGUGAUUGACUUGCACAAACUUGGAUAUUUUGCUCAUGCUGUUUAGUGACUCUUACAGUCUGCUAAUGAUCAGUCCAGUUACUACCACAAGGGCCGUCUUAUUGGUCAGUCAGCCCAACUACCGUCACCUUAGGUUGAAUAAAGAUGGAAAGUAGUUUCUCAGUGUGGAUUCUGGCAUACCGUUAGUAUUACCUGAUGCAAAUUGGAUUCUGACAAAAAAUUACUUGAUGGUUUUAAUAUUUAAACCAAGGAAAUGUGUAAUGGAAAUGAAAGGUUCGGUCAGACUUUAGCCAACUUUAUCACCAUUUUCUGUAUUUUUCUGUCUCUCUCUCUCUCUCUUAUUCACAGACAUAAUACAUUUAUGUCAUUCAUCCCCACACAUUUUUCAUAAUUGAUUUUCAGCUAAUGCAUAAACAGUUAUUUUGUUAUAACUAUUUUUGUGCAGGAUAUGUUAAAUUAUGGGGUAUUUAUUUUUCUCCUCCAGUAUGUUUCUUACUCAUGUCCCAUCUUCCCUAUCUUGAAUGGCAUUAUGAUCAACCAAUCUGGUUUCCUGUAUUAGCCUGUGUACAGUGCAAUGGGAGCAGAAAGGAAUAAAAUCAAAGCAAACAACUGCAUGGAAUAAAAUGCUGAUGUACUGUA